AUGAUAUUUCUAAAAUCAGUUAUCAAAGUGAUCGAUAAUUCAGGUGCGCAAUUAGCAGAAUGUAUUAAAGUGAUAAGGAAAGGUUCUCCUAAGAGUCCAGCAAUGGUUGGAGACAGAAUAGUCUGUGUUAUCCAGAAAGCAAAACCCUUGACUCAAAACAUUACGGGAACGGCCAAUACCAAUCGUGUUAAAAAAGGUGAUAUUUGUCACGCAAUUGUCGUAAGAUCUAAACAGCGUAAUAUGUGUAGAAAGGAUGGCUCUACGGUUGCAUUUGGAGACACUGCAUGCGUUUUGAUUAAUAAGAAUACUGGUGAACCCCUGGGGACAAGAAUUAUGGCUAAUGAUGGCUGUGUAGAUAGAACACUGAAGGACAAGGGAUACAAUAAGAUAUGCUCUUUAGCAAGUAGGGUCAUAUAA
Molecule: messenger RNA, 417 nt
Organism: Saccharomyces paradoxus
Lineage: Eukaryota; Fungi; Ascomycota; Saccharomycetes; Saccharomycetales; Saccharomycetaceae
Gene: MRPL38
Product: mitochondrial 54S ribosomal protein uL14m
Exons: 1
Coding region: 1-417 (138 amino acids)
Biological process (GO): translation
Cellular component (GO): ribosome; mitochondrial large ribosomal subunit
Molecular function (GO): large ribosomal subunit rRNA binding; structural constituent of ribosome
Source: RefSeq, a predicted model, not a curated record